Culicoides brevitarsis is the source of this 635-nucleotide messenger RNA. Its product is annotated as vesicle transport protein GOT1B. The record is from RefSeq and is a predicted model, not a curated record. The coding region runs from base 186 to 608 and encodes 140 amino acids. Gene Ontology annotation, biological process: endoplasmic reticulum to Golgi vesicle-mediated transport; retrograde transport, endosome to Golgi. Gene Ontology annotation, cellular component: membrane; endoplasmic reticulum. The transcript has 5 exons. Lineage: Eukaryota; Metazoa; Arthropoda; Insecta; Diptera; Ceratopogonidae.
AUGGAAACAGUCAUAACAGUCAUUGAAUAAUAAAAAUUAAAAUAUAUUUACUUUUUAUUAAAAAAUAGUAAAAAAAAUAAUUAUAAAUAUAGUGUAAAAAUAUGAUAAAAUUCUCUAGAGUUUGAUAUUAACUAUUAUUUCUACACAAAAAAUUUAUUUUUAUAUCUACACGUCAUUCAGACAAAAUGUUUGAAGUUACUGAUAUGCAAAAAAUCGGUGUUGGACUCACAGGAUUCGGUUUGCUUUUUCUCUUCUUAGGAGUAAUACUAUUGUUUGAUAAAGGUCUUCUUGCAAUAGGCAAUAUUUUAUUCAUUUGUGGAUUAGGAUGCGUAAUUGGUUUGGAAAGGACUUUUAGGUUUUUCUUUCAAAAACACAAGAUUAAAGCAUCAGUGGCGUUUCUAGGUGGUAUAAUUGUUGUUUUGUGUGGAUUUCCACUCAUAGGAAUGAUUAUUGAAUCUUAUGGGUUUUUUUUAUUGUUCAGCGGAUUUUUUCCUGUAGCAAUCAAUUUUUUACGCAGAGUACCAAUUAUCGGAAGCAUUUUAAAUUUCCCUGUUAUUGAUAAUAUGGUUACUAAGUUAAUUGGAGACAGUGAACGAACAAGAGUGUAAUUUAAUAAAUCAAAUUAAAUAAAUGAA